Messenger RNA from Schistocerca gregaria, 531 nucleotides. RefSeq lists its product as uncharacterized. The record is from RefSeq and is a predicted model, not a curated record. Bases 1 to 531 code for a protein of 176 amino acids. NCBI's taxonomy places the organism in Eukaryota, Metazoa, Arthropoda, Insecta, Orthoptera, Acrididae. The transcript has a single exon.
AUGGAACGACAGAUGUUAACGCAAAAGAUGGGAGUACCUACACGCGACACGGAAAUGUUAAGCUUUCAGCGUUCUGGCCGACGCUCCCCCAGCUUUGGUUUACGCAGGCUGAAUGCAUAUUUCGGCAUUGACAAAUUUAAUAUAGUGGUUUCACACCUAAAUUUAGAAGUGAUAGAGCAAGUAGAAGAAACCUUGUCGCAACAAAAUUACUUUGUGCUAAAGGAAGCUCUCAUACAGCAUUAUACGUUGUUACCAGAUUUGCGACUACAAAAAAUUUUCGCAUACGAAGAUUUGGGCGACAAGACUCCACCACAAGUACUCAAAGCCUUACGUACAUUAGCCGGCCCGGAACUCCUACCUGAAGAGUCUUUACGUCUAAUAUGGCUUCGUAAACUUCCUGCCAACAUCAGUGCCGUCAUUGCAGCAGAAACAGACUUAUCAUUGCAAGUCUUAGCAAAAAAGGCAGACACCAUCGCAGACACCUUAACCGAAGUUUCUGCGUGUUCCGAAUUCAACUACAGCCAGGAUUGA